Messenger RNA from Rhagoletis zephyria (snowberry fruit fly), 2177 nucleotides. It is a transcript of the gene MED17, whose product is annotated as mediator complex subunit 17. Gene Ontology annotation, cellular component: mediator complex; core mediator complex. The record is from RefSeq and is a predicted model, not a curated record. Gene Ontology annotation, molecular function: transcription coregulator activity. NCBI's taxonomy places the organism in Eukaryota, Metazoa, Arthropoda, Insecta, Diptera, Tephritidae. Gene Ontology annotation, biological process: regulation of transcription by RNA polymerase II.
CGAAGAUGAAGAUUUUAUUUAUUGUUUGUAAAAGUUUUAACUUGACCGGUUUUUAGUUGAAAUACUUUUUUAUGUUGCCGUUUGUUAUAAAAUAGGCAACUAAAAAUGAAUAUUACAAGCAGCGUAAAUGUGUCGGUUGAAACAACGUGUGAAAAUCAAAUACAGGAAAUUACCUACGAUGGCACCGAAAUCUAUCAACCGCCACCCACUCUAUCUGAAACGCUAGCUCGCUGUGCAGCGCGAAUCGAUUUCAGUAAAACUUCUCUCGACGAUUUGAAAAAGGAAGACAAGUCUACGGAAGAUGAGAAAGAUCCAUCACAAUUUCAGCCAAGCCUGUGGCCUUGGGACUCAGUUCGAAACAAAUUAAAUGAUGCUUUCACGGAAGUUUGCGUGCUUUCUGAUGUCAUAACAAUAGCUAAAGAUAAACGUUACUUAGUUUUGGAUCCUGUUCCAGAAGAUCCCGACGAGACUAAACCUAUUGUUCAAGUUUAUAGUCGUAAAAAGGCUUUGGGACAAGCAGCACAGGUUCUUUUAGGUGGCGCUGAGCGUCUGCGUAAUUCACAUAGUGAGCAACGAAACCGCAAUGUAACAGAUUUUCACAUAGAACUACUUCGACUGCGACAGAAUUGGCGACUAAAGAAAGUUUCCAAUGCUAUUAUUGGUGAUUUAAGUUAUCGCACUGCUGGAUCGAAAUUCGGAAUGAGUGGCACAUUCGAAGUGACAAAAGCUGAAGAUGUAACUGAUGAUGACAAUGCGUCAGGAAGUAUUGCAUGUAGUGGGAAUAAUGGCUUGCCCACUCAAUCACCAAAAACCACUUCAUCCUUGCGAGUUAUUGUGCCGGCCGAACUACAAGGAGUAGCCUACAUAAAAGUUAUCACUCAAAAAGAUCAGGAAGAUCUAUGCACUGCUAAUGUUAAUCUUAUGGGACAUGGACCUAAUAUAACACAGCAGGCAGGUGUUUGGCAGAAAACUUUAGAAUUUGCACAAAAUGUACUAUUUUGUAAAGAAUUAUUCUCUCAGCUUGCACGCGAAGCCAUUCAGUUGCAAGCCCCCAUACCGCAUGUUGUUAUUGGCAAUCAGAUUCGUGCCACUCUUCUCCCAGGAAUACAACUCAUUAUUUCACUAUGUCACUCCACAACCUUCGAUUCCAGCCAACCGGGACCAAUAAAUGACCAUGAUCAUGUGCUUGAACAUUCAUUGCAUCAACUUUUGCGUGAAGUACAUCACAAGAAUUCUCAUCAUCCUUUUCCACAUCCAACAAGUGGACCAUUAGGGCCCAGUAAAAAGCGCAUGCUUGCUGGUCCUAAGGCGGCAGAUCGUCAAAGUUUACUUGAGAUGACCAAGUCGCAAACUAUACUGGAACAAAUAAUUGCCCAAGCCCAACAUAUAUUUAUGCGCAAACGGACGCAAUACGUAUUAGACACUUUAGCGCGUGAUGUUAAGGAUCCUCAGAUUGUGUCACAUUGGAAUGCAAUGAAUAGUCCAACCAUGUCAUGUGUGAAGAUUAAUAUUGUGACCCAUGGCUACGACACCAUAAAUCGUACGUCUCUGGUAAUACACGUAAAGGAGCGUUCCCUAAAAUGCAUUUGCCGUGAUGGCCGUGUAAUGCAUCUUUCGUACGAGCCACAGGAGUUGCGCGAUCUUAUACUUUGUCAGAUAAAUUCGCACCAGAUAUCAUGUUUGCUAAAUUUGGCGCGCUGUAUGGCUUGGACGGUUCUAUCUAAUAGCAACAACCUCGGCAUUGGCAAAGUCGAACCUCUGGGCAAUGCUAGUUCUUGUUUAUUGGCUUCACCGAAUGGUGAUCGUAUGAUCGCGGUGCAAAUACGUUGCGACCCGCAAAUCGAUGUUAAGGUUUAUAUUGCUCGGAGUCCACGCCCAGACUUUAUACCCAAUCCACUGGUGCCAGAGAAAUUCUGGGAAAAUUUAGGAGGUCAUUUCAAAGAAGUCCGCUUUGACAAAAUCGAAGGUAAGAGUUUCCUCAAUAAAAUGGAGUUCUUGAUGGCGGCGCUUACCAGCGAUUCGAUAUAAAAAUCCAUGCCUACCAUACGUACUUAUCCUAUGGGCCAAUCAAUUUUAUUUACAUAAUUGUGUAGAAAUAAUAAUUUUAAAUUAAGUCAUGUUAUAACUUGCUCAAAUACACUUCAUUUCUUUAAAAAUGCGGCGGGUUUGAAAAAAAA